Molecule: messenger RNA, 552 nt
Organism: Phycomyces blakesleeanus NRRL 1555(-)
Lineage: Eukaryota; Fungi; Mucoromycota; Mucoromycetes; Mucorales; Phycomycetaceae
Exons: 3
Coding region: 1-552 (183 amino acids)
Molecular function (GO): DNA binding
Source: RefSeq, a predicted model, not a curated record
AUGGAGAGCAACUACUUGACCAGCCUCCCAAGACAAUCCAUUAGGAUCAUAGAUGGUUUUCCUGGCAUUGGAAAGCAGUUCUGGCUGCCCCGUGCCUCUGUCCUUCCUUCUGCAUCUUUACAGACCAAGAUCUUUCCUUUGGUAGAAGAAAUUCUGCCAUUGAUUGAGGAUGGCUAUGAAGAUGAGCAAAACUCGACUGACUCCACUACAGGGGUAGAGUGCCCCACCAAUCCCAUUUUUUGCAAUUUGGUUUUCUGUGAUCCUGAAUUCCUGGAAUUCGAAGCUGGUCUGCUAGAGCAUGUUCUUACAGCAAUCUUUAAGAAGAUAGAUAAUAUAGCAGGGAGCAUCAACUUCACCAAUGCGAGGCAAGCGACAUCAGCAACGAAAGAGGAGGCAUACUCUGGCCAUUGGAAAGACAUGCAGAAUGUCAUAGGCUCAUUGAAUGGGCUUAACUUCUCAUUCAAUGAGUUUAGAUCUGCAUGUGUUAAUUUUGGAAACAACACUACUUCUGCUCCUAUAAUCAUGCCCACUGAGAGUGGCUCCAUUGAUUAA